Colletotrichum graminicola M1.001 is the source of this 459-nucleotide messenger RNA. RefSeq lists its product as uncharacterized. The transcript has a single exon. NCBI's taxonomy places the organism in Eukaryota, Fungi, Ascomycota, Sordariomycetes, Glomerellales, Glomerellaceae. The record is from RefSeq and is a predicted model, not a curated record. Bases 1 to 459 code for a protein of 152 amino acids.
AUGGAGCUGGUGUUUAGGGAGGAACUGGUGUUUAUGGAGCUAGUGUUUAUGCAGGAGCUGGUGUUUAUGGAGCUGGUGUUUAGGGAGGAGCUGGUGUUUAUGCAGGAGCUGGUGUUUAUAGAGCUGGUGUUUAGGGAGGAGCUGGUGUUUAUGCAGGAGCUGGUGUUUAUGGAGCUAGUGUUUAGGGAGGAGCUAGUGUUUAUGCAGGAGCUGGUGUUUAUGGAGCUGGUGUUUAUGGAGCUGGUGUUUAGGGAGGAGCUAGUGUUUAUAGAGCUGGUGUUUAGGGAGGAGCUGGUGUUUAUGCAGGAGCUGGUGUUUAUGGAGCUAGUGUUUAGGGAGGAGCUAGUGUUUAUGCAGGAGCUGGUGUUUAUGGAGCUGGUGUUUAUGGAGCUGGUGUUUAGGGAGGAGCUGGUGUUUAUGGAGCUGGUGUUUAGGGAGGAGCUGGUGUGGAGGUGCUGA